CCCUUUCUAGCCCCGUACAAGGCUCCGCGGAGCCGAUUGUUGCAGAGCGACGCCAGUUGGCUCGCGUGGUCAGAAUGGUCAACCUGCUCAGAUGACUGCGGAUCAUGUGGAGUGCAUAUGAGGACCAGAACUUGCCUUACAACGAAUGCACAAUGCGUGUGUGAAGGACAGUCCACACUGAUUGAAUACUGUAAUCUGGAAAUUUGUCGUUAUCCUCGAUCAACGUGCUGCUACAAUCUAAAGGUUACCUCGCACAAUGGAAUCUUUGCAUGCCUUGGAAGUAAUUCCUCUGCUGGAGUACUCUCCCGUCCCUGA
Haemonchus placei is the source of this 315-nucleotide messenger RNA. Lineage: Eukaryota; Metazoa; Nematoda; Chromadorea; Rhabditida; Trichostrongylidae. The record is from the annotation of a GenBank genome assembly.